AUCAGUUUUUAUAGCUAGCAACUCCUUGCCCUACAAGGAAAUAAAACUAACCCUGCUGUACCAUGGACUAUACCCAGAGGAUGAUGUUUUUGGUUUCAUGGAAAAUAUGUUUUCUCACAGCGCUUUGUACUGUCUCAGUGGUGCUGGCCAAUGUGCCCCAACCAGAAAACGUGAGGGUGACCUCCAUCAACAUGGAAGUGGUCCUGGAGUGGGAUCCCCCCCAGCCCUCACCCGGCAAACUCACUUACACGGCGGGCUACAAAUCGAUCUGGGCCUUUACACCCGUGUGUCAGAACCAGACGGGACAGAGCUGUGUCUUCACAGAGCGUCUGACCAAUUUUGGACUGUACACAUUCAAAGUGAGGGCGGAGUUUGAGGGGCGCACAUCCCAGUGGGUGAACACUUCAGAAUUCCACAUAGACAGAGACACCCUGAUUGGAGCUCCCAAAGUGAGCCUCUCCUCCAAGGCAGGUAACAUAAGGGUGGAUAUACAGGACCCUGUUACCAGGGUUCCAGAUGGUCUGAGGAGGCUCUACAGUAGCGUGUGCUACAAUAUCAUGUACUGGGAAGAAAGCGAGACAGAAAAGCCUACUUUGCUGGAGUGCCAGCAGCAGAUCAGCCUGGUUCUGUCUGAGCUGAAGCCCAAGGUCAGGUACUGUGUGCAGGCCCAAGUGUCUGUUCCCAGUUAUCACAAGGUCAGCAACUAUAGUGCGGUGACGUGUGAGACCACCACAGUCGGGAGAGCGGAGACAUGGCUUAUCGUGGUAGUUAUGAUGUCCAGUCUGUUUAUUGUGGUGGUGACCGUCACCCUGCUCUUCCUCGCUGUCUGGUAUGGCUACAAAGGGAUCAAGUUUAUGUUUCCCAAAGCGAAGCUUCCCGAAGACUUAAAACAGUUCUUGAUCGAUCCCCCCCGCUGCGACCUCUUCCUGGCCAUGCAGAACAGCUCCCAGCCGGAGGAAAAGUGCCACGAAGUCUGCAUCGUGUCAGAGCUGACAGAGGGCGCAGAAACAGAAGGAACUCCUCUAUAACCCCACUCAAACCGAUGCUGUGUCCACUGUGUUGAGAAGUGGUGGGCUGGGGGGGGGGGAUUUACACACCAGUGUCAAUAUGGUCUCAAAUAUCACAUGACUAUGGGCAUAUGGGUGGCCACAUCGGCUGCAUCCAUUCCCCUUGUCUGAUUGAGGAGACAGUACCAUCCUCUCUUUCUUCUUUUCUCCUGUUGCAGCAUUACUAAACUAAAGCGACUUUGACAUUGAUUUCCAUUUGUCAAAGUUUCUGCCCUUUUGCCACAGCCACUGUUGUUUUUUGUAUUUGGUGCGGUGGUGGCUUUCACAACCACAGUAUCUGACACAGUAGCUUCCCACUGUAGUGGAGUGUCACUAAAUGAACACUUCAAAGCCAUAAGGAGUCAAAGGAAGAAGGGAAAAGAAAGAAAGAAUAGGAAUGUCUAUGAAUUAAAAAUGAAGAAGUCUGGCAUGACAGACCUAUCAGAAUGGACUUCAGUGUCCCGUUUACUGUACAGAAAUUUAUGAAUAAUUUAUAUUUUUUCCAACAUGUUACUUGUUGUAUGUGCGUGCGUGUAUGUGUGCAUGCCUGCAUGCAUGCAUGUGCAUGUGUGUUCUUAUACUGGCUAGUGUUUUAAUAAAUACUGGCUGUUUUCUUCA
This is a messenger RNA of Conger conger (European conger), 1664 nucleotides long. Its product is annotated as interleukin-10 receptor subunit beta-like. NCBI's taxonomy places the organism in Eukaryota, Metazoa, Chordata, Actinopteri, Anguilliformes, Congridae. Gene Ontology annotation, molecular function: protein binding. Gene Ontology annotation, biological process: blood coagulation. The coding region runs from base 63 to 1028 and encodes 321 amino acids. The record is from RefSeq and is a predicted model, not a curated record. Gene Ontology annotation, cellular component: membrane. The transcript is spliced from 7 exons.